AACGAUCAAAACUCAAAUCUCGCAGCACACGUGGUGGUAAACAGACACAUAGUUUUUGGGUUUUAUUUAAUUUUGCAAAAUGAGUUCGCAAAUAGACGUGCCAUCAGAUGAAGAAGAUGAAGUUAAAGUUCAGCAUUUUCACGAAAUGGGUUUAGACGACAGAAUCUUAAAAGCAAUAGCAAAGCUGGGUUGGGCAGAACCGACGCUCAUUCAAGAGAAAACGAUUCCCCUUUUGCUGGAUGGAAAGGAUGUCUUAAUCAGAGCUCGCACUGGUUCAGGAAAAACCGGAGCAUUCGCCAUUCCCCUGAUUCAAAAAAUUCUAAGCAGAAAAGAAACACAGUCCCAUCAGGAAGUAAAGGGUCUCAUACUCGCACCCUCCAAAGAAUUGUGCAAGCAAAUUUCUCAAGUAAUCGACACACUGACUACGAAAUGCUCGCGAGAAGUAAUGAAAGUCGACAUCAGUCCACAAGAAGAUUUAAACGUUCAGAAACCCCUUUUAAUUAGGUGUCCUGAUAUCGUUAUUGGCACACCUGGUCGAACUUUACAACACAUAAAAGCUGGUAAUCUCAUUUUGAAAACUAGCCUCGAGACUUUAAUUAUCGAUGAAGCUGAUUUGGUAUUUUCUUUUGGUUACGAAGAAGAAAUGAAAGCGGUUUUGAAACAUUUACCAAAAGCCUGCCAAUCCGUUUUAGCAUCCGCGACUUUGUCCAACGAUGUGUUGACUUUGAAAAAAUUAGUUUUACACAAUCCAGCAGUUCUUAAAUUGGAAGAACCACCUUUAGCUCCGCCGACUCAAUUGUCGCAUUACACUCUCGCCGCUGAAGAAAACGACAAAGCGGCGAUACUUUACGCAUUGUUGAAGCUGCAUUUAAUACGGGGAAAGUGUAUAAUAUUUGUAAACACAGUGGACCGAUGCUACAAAUUGAAAUUGUUUCUGGAACAAUUUGGAAUUCCAACUUGUGUGCUAAAUUCGGAAUUGCCAGCGAGUUCGAGGUGCAGGGCUGUUAUGCAGUUUAAUACCGGAAUUUAUGAUAUCAUCAUUGCAUCUGAUGAACAAGCUUUAGAAGAGCCCCACCUAGUUAAACAGAAAACAAAGCGCAGAAAAGAUAAAGAAUCUGGAGUAGCACGGGGCAUUGACUUUCAAUUUGUCUCCAAUGUAAUAAACUUCGAUUUCCCCCUGGAUGUGAAUUCUUACAUUCACAGGGCAGGCCGAACAGCCAGAGGGAAAAAUCAGGGUUCUGCCCUUAGUUUUGUUUCUAUUAGAGAAAGACCUUUGUUGGAAAAAGUCGAGAAUGAACUGAAACAGGAAUACAGCCGUCAAACUCUCUUCAAAACUUAUCAAUUUAAACUAGAUGAAGUUGAAGGCUUUCGCUAUCGAGCAAAAGACGCGUGGAAAGCAGUAACGAGGAUAGCAGUUCGAGAAGCACGACUCAAAGAAAUCAAACAAGAAGUCCUCAAUUGCGAAAAAUUGAAGAGCCACUUUGAGGAAAAUCCCAGGGAUUUGCAAUCUUUGCGUCAAGACAAAGCUUUGCAUACAGUGAGACAGCAACCCCAUUUAAAAGACGUUCCCGAAUAUCUAGUGCCAAAUUCACUGAAAAGACUCGUAGGUAUGGGAAAGCGGAAAAGGAAAUUCGACAGGAAUCUCGCAAGUUCUGGAGCGACAGCAGCGAAAUCGAAAUACCAAGCGAGGGCAUCGAAUCCACUACUUACUUUCAAUCUAUCUAAGAAAAAGAAGAAGUAGUUUGUAUAUAAUGUUAAUUUUAAUAAUUGUACAAAAUAUACGAGUCUUAUAUUACAUACGAGUGCGAAAUUUGGAGUUGUGAUUUACAGUAAAAAAAA
Messenger RNA from Belonocnema kinseyi, 1839 nucleotides. It is a transcript of the gene Hlc, whose product is annotated as probable ATP-dependent RNA helicase DDX56. Lineage: Eukaryota; Metazoa; Arthropoda; Insecta; Hymenoptera; Cynipidae. The record is from RefSeq and is a predicted model, not a curated record. Gene Ontology annotation, molecular function: nucleic acid binding; ATP binding; RNA helicase activity. Gene Ontology annotation, cellular component: nucleolus. The transcript has 6 exons. The coding region runs from base 80 to 1741 and encodes 553 amino acids.